Hemisphaericaspora subhashii is the source of this 1068-nucleotide messenger RNA. It is a transcript of the gene MRF1, whose product is annotated as Mrf1p. Bases 1 to 1068 code for a protein of 355 amino acids. Gene Ontology annotation, molecular function: trans-2-enoyl-CoA reductase (NADPH) activity. The record is from RefSeq and is a predicted model, not a curated record. The transcript has a single exon. Gene Ontology annotation, cellular component: mitochondrion. Gene Ontology annotation, biological process: fatty acid metabolic process. NCBI's taxonomy places the organism in Eukaryota, Fungi, Ascomycota, Pichiomycetes, Serinales, Debaryomycetaceae.
AUGAUUCAAGGAACAGCAGUAACAUACACCCACCACGGACGUGACCUCUCCCAAGUCUUAUCCAAUACCCACUUCAAAAUCUCCACCCCAAUCGCCCCCAAUCAAAUCCUAUUACGGACAUUAGCCACUCCCAUCAAUCCAUCCGACCUCGGACAAAUCUAUGGCGGAUACAAUGUCCCCCGCACAAUCACCGAUCUUGGAUCAGAACCCAACCCGGCCCUACAUGUAGCUGGAAACGAAGGUGUUUAUGAAAUAAUCGAAUUGGGGGAAAAAGUGGAAGGGUAUGUAGUGGGUGAUAUUGUCAUACCCAAACUCCCCGGAUUUGGAACUUGGAGAACCUGUGCAUUGGUAAAUGUAGGUGACGAGGAUAGGAGUCCGUUGAUUAGGGUGAAUGGAUUGAGUUUGGAUCAAGCGGCUACGAUUUCGAUUAAUCCAAGUACUGCUUAUCAAAUCUUGAAUCAAUACGUUAAGGACUGGCAAGAUGGAGAUUGGGUGAUUCAGAAUGCGGGUAAUUCUCAAGUGAGUAAAUAUUUAACUCAGAUUGCUAGAUUGAUGAAUAUUUCUACGAUUUCGGUUGUUAGAGAUGGGAAAUCGGCAGAAGAGAUUAAGGAAUUGUAUGAAUUGGGUGCAACGAAAGUGAUCAAUGAACUGGAAUUCAUUUCUCCUGAAUUCGAUAUUGGGAAGGUAACUAAUAAUGGGAAUGUUAGACUUGCAUUAAAUAGUGUUUGUGGUGUCACUGUACCUAAUUUAGUCGCAUCAUUGAGUAAUGAUGGGUUUUUGGUUUCAUAUGGAGUAGUCGGAAGUCCAGAAAUUAAAUAUGACGGAAGAUUGCAAUUAUUUAAGAAUUUGACAACAGUUUCUUAUUGGUUAACUGCAAAUACAAAACGUAAUCCCCAACUGAAAGUUGAUACGAUUAAUAAAUUAAUUGAAUUAUAUCAAACUGGGAAAAUUAAAGAUGUCGAAUUUAAUAAAGUUGAAUAUAAUCCAAAGACUCAAGAUUUGAAAUCAGUAGUAUUGAAAUCAAUUGCAGAUUCAAAGAAUGGUAAACAAGUAAUCAUUUAUGAGUAA